This is a messenger RNA of Hevea brasiliensis (rubber tree), 4889 nucleotides long. Its product is annotated as ABC transporter C family member 3. Gene Ontology annotation, biological process: transmembrane transport. The transcript is spliced from 10 exons. Gene Ontology annotation, molecular function: ATP binding; ATP hydrolysis activity; ABC-type transporter activity. Bases 206 to 4684 code for a protein of 1492 amino acids. Lineage: Eukaryota; Viridiplantae; Streptophyta; Magnoliopsida; Malpighiales; Euphorbiaceae. The record is from RefSeq and is a predicted model, not a curated record. Gene Ontology annotation, cellular component: vacuolar membrane; plant-type vacuole.
AAUUAGCCGGCCAACAGAGCCACGAGCGCUCGCAGCCUAUGAAGUGCAGAUCAAACACCGAGUUCAGUUCAAAUCUCAAAUCGUCCUUUCUUCUGUCUAAACUCUAAAGAACAUUCAGCAAUCGGCAACCAAAUUAUCCACAACACACUGUGUCAGGGAGGAAAAAUCCUAGUCUUUGUAGUUACCAAUUUUAAAGUUCUCGAGAAUGGAAAUUCUUGAUUUAGGAACCUUUCUUUCGAACUCAUCUCCGAUGAUGAUUUGCUUGGUCCUUAAACCCAUUUUCCUACGUGGGCUUUCUGGUUCACUACACCUAGUUUUGUUUCUUGUGUUGUUUGUCUCCUUUCUGUGCAUGAAACUUGGAGUAGGUGAUAGAGAAAGUUCUGAGGGGAGGUUCGACAAGAACAAGAGGGUUUUAUGUUAUAAACAGGCUUUGUUCUGUUGUUUUGGUGUUUCGUUGUUCAACCUUGUCUUGUGUUUAUUGAGCUACGAUUAUUGGUAUAGGAGUGCUUGGUCUGAUGAUAAACUGAUGAUACUUGUGGAUUUAGCACUGAGAACACUCUCUUGGGGAGCACUGGGUGUUUAUUUGCACACUCACUUGCAUAACUCAGCUGAAGCAGAGUUCCCAUUUCUGUUGAGAGUCUGGUGGGGUUUUUAUCUCACAAUAUCUUGUUGUAGCCUUAUUGUUGACAUUGUUCUUCAUGGGAAACACAUGUCCUACGUAGAAAUUCAGUAUUUAGCAUCUGAUGCAGUCUCUGUGUUCACUGGUUUAUUCCUGUGUUAUGUGGGAUUCUUGAAAAUCAAGAGUAAAGGUACCCUUCUGGAAGAAACCCUUUUGAAUGGCGAUUCUAGUUUACCUAAUAACCUGGAGUCAGCUGAGUCCAAAGGGAGUGACACUGUAACUCCUUACUCAAAUGCUGCUUUCUUUAGUAUCCUUACCUUCUCUUGGAUGGGUUCUCUAAUUGCUGUUGGCAAUAAGAAAACUUUAGACCUUCAUGAUGUUCCUCAACUUCAUGGCGAGGAUACUGGGGCUGGGUCAUUUCCAGUUUUUAGAAAUAAACUUGGGUUGGACAGUGAUACUGCUGGUGGAGUUACCACGUUUAAGCUCACGAAAGCAUUAAUCCUUUCAUAUUGGAAGGAAAUUCUAUGGACAGCUUUUUUAGCACUGUUAUACACAUCAGCUUCUUUUGUUGGUCCAUACCUUAUAGCCACUUUUGUUCAGUGCCUCAGUGGGAAAGGAGAGUUCAAAAAUCAGGGAUAUUUUCUAGCUUCCACAUUUUUUGUUGCAAAACUCGUAGAGUGCCUCUCGCAGAGGCAUUGGUUCUUUAGGUUGCAGCAAAUUGGGAUUAGGAUCCGUGCAGCGCUUGUGGCCACCAUCUACAACAAGGGUUUGACCCUUUCGCAUUCGUCAAAGCAGAGACAUACAAGUGGGGAAAUCAUUAAUUACAUGGCCGUUGAUACAGAGAGAAUUGGAACUUUUUCUUGGUACAUCCACGAUGUGUGGUUGAUCUUCUUGCAAGUUGGUUUGGCCUUGUUGAUAUUGUACAAGAAUCUCGGACUUGCAUCAAUCGCUGCUUUUGUUGCAACGAUAAUAGUCAUGUUGUUGAAUUAUCCUUUGGGUAGAUUGGAAGAGAAUUUUCAGGACAAGAUGAUGGAAUCGAAAGAUAAAAGAAUGAAGACGACAUCUGAGAUUUUAAGGAAUAUGAGAAUUCUCAAGCUUCAAGGUUGGGAAAUGAAGUUUUUGACUAAGAUUUUCAAGAUCAGGAAGAUGGAGGAAGGAUGGUUGAAGAAAUAUUUUUACACUUCAGCAAUCACCAAUUUUGUCUUCUGGGUUGCCCCUACUUUUGUGUCUGUGGCCACUUUUGGUGCUUGUAUGCUUAUGGGAAUCCGACUUGAAUCAGGGAAGAUUUUAUCUGCACUAGCAACAUUCAGAAUACUUCAAGUGCCAAUUUAUAACCUUCCUGAUACAAUUUCUAUGAUAGUUCAGACCAAGGUUUCCCUUGAUAGAAUUGCAUCUUUCCUUUGUCUUGAAGACCUGCAAUCUGAUGUUGUUGAGAAGCUUCCACGAUUUAGUUCCGACACAGCAAUCGAGAUGCUUGAUGGGAAUUUCUCUUGGGAUUUGUCUCUGCCUGUCCCAACACUGAAAGAUUUAAAUUUCAAAGUAUUACAUGGUAUGCGUGUUGCUGUUUGUGGUCCUGUUGGUUCAGGCAAGUCAAGCUUACUUUCCUGCAUUUUGGGAGAAGUUCCCAAAAUCUCAGGGACACUUAAGUUGAGCGGGACGAAGGCCUAUGUCGCCCAGUCACCUUGGAUACAGAGUGGCACAAUUGAAGAGAACAUAUUGUUUGGUAAGGAAAUGGACAGAGAAAGGUAUGAGAGGAUACUGGAAGCAUGUUCCUUGAAGGAGGACUUAGAAAUCCUCUCAUUUGCUGACCAAACGGUUAUAGGUGAGAGGGGUAUCAAUUUAAGUGGUGGACAGAAGCAACGAAUACAGAUUGCACGUGCUCUCUACCAAGAUUCUGAUAUCUAUCUACUUGAUGAUCCUUUUAGUGCUGUGGAUGCUCAUACUGGAUCACAUAUAUUCAAGGAAGUUUUGCUUGAUCUUCUGAGUUCAAAAACUGUUAUUUAUGUUACUCACCAAGUUGAGUUCUUACCUGCUGCUGAUCUAAUCUUGGUCCUGAAAGAUGGAAGGAUUACACAGGAUGGAAAGUACAAUGACACUCUUAUUCCAGGAUCUGAUUUUAUGGAACUUGUUGACGCACACAAGGCAGCCUUAUCCACGCUUGAUUCCAAACCAGAAGGGCCACUUUCUGACAAUGGUAGCAUGAGUACGGUUUUGCAGAAACAAGAAAACAAAUAUUUACAAAGUGGUAAAGCAGAUGAGAGAGCCAGGCCAAAAGGUCAGCUCAUUCAAGAAGAAGAGAGAGAGAAAGGUAGAGUUGGGUUUCCAGUAUACUGGAAGUAUAUCACAACAGUAUAUGGUGGAGCUCUUGUACCCUUUAUAUUACUGGCAGAGAUUCUCUUUCAGAUCCUUCAAAUCUGCAGCAACUAUUGGAUGGCAUGGGCAACUCCUGAAUCAAAGGAUGUGAAACCUGUCGUUAGUGAAUCUACACUAAUAUUUGUCUAUGUAGAUUUUGCUGUCGGAAGUUCUUUCUGUGUCCUCGUCAGAGCCAUCCUUCUUGUAACAGCAGGGUACAAGACAGCAACUAUACUCUUCAAUAAAAUGCAUUUGAGCAUUUUCCGUGCCCCCAUGUCCUUCUUCGAUGCAACCCCUAGUGGAAGAAUCCUAAACAGAGCUUCUACAGACCAAAGCCAGGUUGAUCUGCAAAUGGCAGCUCAAGUUGGGUCCGUUGCAUUCACCCUGAUCCAGCUUCUGGGAAUCAUUGGAGUGAUGUCUCAGGUGGCAUGGCAAGUUAUCAUCAUUUUUAUGCCUGUGAUUUCUAUCUGCAUAUGGUAUCAGCAAUAUUACAUCCCUUCUGCAAGAGAACUUUCACGAUUGGUUGGAGUGUCCAAAGCUCCAGUUUUCCAGCAUUUUGCUGAAACAAUAUCAGGAUCAACUACGAUCAGGAGCUUUGAUCAGCAAUCAAGAUUCCAAAGAACAAAUAUGAAAGUUAUGGACACAUUUUGUCGGCCUAAAUUUCAUAUUGCUGGUGCAAUGGAAUGGCUUUGCUUCCGUUUGGAUGUGUUUUCUUCUAUUACAUUUGCGACAUCAUUGGUUUUAUUAAUCUCUUUUCAAGACAGAAUUGAUCCAGCCAUUGCGGGCCUAGCUGUGACAUAUGGACUCAACCUCAACACCAUACAAACUUGGUUAAUAUGGAAAAUUUGCAAUCUGGAGAACAAGAUUAUAUCUGUAGAAAGAAUAUUUCAGUACAUGUCUACUCCUAGUGAGCCUCCUCUUGUAAUAGAAGGAAAUCGGCCAGACCAUUCUUGGCCAUCACAUGGAGAAGUUGAUAUUGAUAAUCUGCAGGUCCGGUAUGCCCCACAUAUGCCACUUGUGUUGCGAGGUCUCAAAUGCACUUUUCCAGGGGGGAAGAAAACUGGUAUCGUUGGGAGAACGGGCAGUGGUAAAUCGACUCUAAUACAAACUCUCUUCCGCAUUGUUGAACCUGCAGCUGGUCAGAUUGUGAUUGAUGGCAUCAAUAUCUCAUCGAUUGGACUGCAUGAUUUGCGCUCGAGAUUAAGCAUUAUUCCUCAGGAACCAACCAUGUUUGAAGGGACUGUUCGGAGCAACCUGGACCCUCUUGAAGAGUACACAGAUGAACAAAUUUGGGAGGCUCUCGAUAAGUGUCAGCUUGGACAUGAAGUCAGGAAGAAGGAGAAAAAGUUAGAUUCCAUAGUUACUGAGAAUGGGGAGAACUGGAGUAUGGGUCAGAGGCAGCUGGUCUGUCUUGGACGUGUUCUACUAAAGAGGAGUAAGGUCUUGGUCCUUGAUGAAGCUACCGCCUCAGUUGAUACAGCCACUGAUAAUUUGAUUCAGCAAACUAUUGGGCAACACUUCUCUGAUUCUACUGUUAUAACCAUUGCACAUCGGAUAACUUCCGUUCUUGACAGUUACAUGGUUCUGCUUCUGAGUGAUGGUCUGAUCGAGGAAUAUGAUUCUCCAACAAGAUUGUUACAGAACAAGUCAUCUUCAUUUGCACGACUUGUAUCCGAGUACGCAAUGAGGUCAAACACAAGUAUUCAGAAGUAGCCUGAUUGAAUCACAAAAGCGUCUUGUGAAACACAAUUCAGCUGCAAUAAUUUUCCUGAUGAAGACUGAAGUCAAGUGGGGGAAGCAUAUUAUAUUAAUAAUUUAUCCAUUAAAAUUUUACAAUAUUAACUAUUUAGUUAAAAUAUAUGUCUAUGUAUCCUAUGUGUAAUUUUAUUUUUAAUCCUACAAAAACUUUUAUUUUGAA